Molecule: messenger RNA, 758 nt
Organism: Tremella mesenterica DSM 1558
Lineage: Eukaryota; Fungi; Basidiomycota; Tremellomycetes; Tremellales; Tremellaceae
Exons: 1
Molecular function (GO): protein binding
Source: RefSeq, a predicted model, not a curated record
UAUGGGAAAGGGUUUUUGAAAAAGCUUGUGAGAUGACUACUGUUGUGACUGAUCAGGAAGGUUCUUCUUUUGAUAACCCAUCUACAUCAUCAUCUUCAUCCAGUGAAGCCCUCUCUCCCACAAAAUCUACGAUACCUCCAGCCCUCACUUCAACCAUUUCAUCAGAUUCCGCAACACCUUCCGUCUUUUCUUCAUCCACCAUAUCAUCUCUAGGUGGUUCAGACUCAACCUCUACGACAAACCCUUCAUCACACACCGUAUCUCCCUCUGUUUCAUCAUCGACAUAUGUGAUAUCCGACUCUUCACCGACCCAGACUUCUCAAUUGAAAGAUCCACAACAAGCCACCACUCAUCCUAUUCGAUCAAUCAGGACAAACUCCACCAUACUCUGUAUCCCCCUUUCCAUCACUCUCGACGCCUUAUGUCAUGCUAAACGAUAUCACGAUCUAAGAAAAGUAUGGCAACAAACUUUUGAUGCUGGUUUUGGAUUAGACGCUGCGAAUUGGAAUCACUAUGCUGUCGCUUUGGCUAGAAUGGGGGAUGUGGAAAGAGCGUUCAAAGUUGUUCAAGAUGUUUUGUUAGUGAGAUGGGAUGAAAUUAAUUCAAGGAGAGAAAGAGCUUUGAGGGAAGUUUAUCCUUCAACAUUAUCAUCUUUAAACGAUGAUUCGUCUCAUUCUGUUCCUUUAUCAAAUAACCCAUAUUCUUCUCAAAAUAAUUCUGGCAUAUCGCAAUCAUAUGAUCUUCCCUGGUCGACUUUA